AUGGCCGCCACACGCCCCGCUACCUCCCCCGACCCCAACGAUGUCAACAAGAAGCAGAAGACCGUCCAGGUCAAGAAGAAGGUCUGUUUGAUCGUUCACGAUGGAUGGGGUCUCUCCGACAACGAAAAGGGCAAUGCCAUCCACCACGGUGACACUACCAACAUGGACCACAUCCGAGACAAGCACAACUUUGUCCCCCUCGAGGCUCAUGGUCUCGCCGUCGGCCUCAAGGAGGGUUUGAUGGGUAACAGUGAGGUCGGGCACUUGAACAUUGGUGCCGGUAGGAUUGUCUGGCAGGACAUUGUCAAGAUUGACCAAUCGAUCAAGAAGGAUGAGUUUGCCAAGCAGCCCGCCAUCGUCCAGUCCCUCAAGCACGCGAAGGAGAACAACGGCCGUCUCCACCUUCUCGGUCUCGUCUCUGACGGUGGUGUCCAUUCCCACAUCCAGCACCUCUUUGCCCUCCUCCGAGCCGCCAAGGCCGCCGAGGUCCCCCACGUCUACAUUCACUUCUUCGGUGAUGGCCGAGACACUGCCCCUAGGUCUGCUAGCAAGUACGCCCAGCAGCUUCUCGACUACAUCAAGGAGAUUGGUAUUGGAGAGAUCUCUACUGUCGUCGGCAGGUACUAUGCCAUGGACCGAGACAAGAGGUGGGACCGAGUCAAGAUUGCCGUGGACGGUUUGAUCAAGGGCGAGGGCGACAAGACCACCCAGGACAAGCUUGUAGAGACCAUCGAGGAAGGUUACAAGAAGGAUGUGACCGACGAAUUCAUCAAGCCCAUUAUUUCCGGUUCCGAGGACUCUCGUAUCCAGAAGGGCGAUACCAUCUUUACCUUCAACUACCGAUCUGACCGUAUGCGUGAACUCGCUUCCGUUCUUGGUCUCCCCGACAAGCCCAUGGACGUCACCGUCCCCGAGGACCUCCACAUCACCACAAUGUCUCGUUACAAUGCCGAAUUCCCCUUCCACAUUGCCUUCCCCCCUCAGGGCAUGACCAACGUUCUCGCUGAAUGGCUCGGCAAGCAGGGUGUUAAGCAAUGCCACAUUGCCGAGACUGAAAAGUACGCCCACGUCACCUUUUUCUUCAACGGUGGUGUCGAGAAGCAAUUUGAGAACGAGGAGCGAGAGAUGAUCCCCUCUCCCAAGGUUGCCACCUACGACAAACAGCCCGAGAUGUCUGCCCAGGGUGUCGCCGACAAGGUUGCCGAGAUUGUCAAGUCUGACAAGUUUGAAUUCGUCAUGUGCAACUUUGCUCCCCCCGACAUGGUUGGCCACACUGGUGACUACGAAGCUGCCGUCAAGGCUAUCACUGCCACCGACAAGGCUGUCAAGACGGUCUACGACGCUUGUGAAGAGGCUGGCUAUGUGCUUUGUAUCACUGCCGACCACGGUAACGCCGAGCAAAUGCUUGACCCCAACACUGGUAACCCCCACACCGCCCACACCACUAACCCCGUUCCUUUCAUUGUCACUGGUGACAAGGGUGCUCUCGAGGUUGCUGGCGAGCCCGGAGCGCUUGCCGAUGUCGCCCCUACCGUCCUCGACAUCCUCGGUCUGCCCCAGCCUGAAGAGAUGAGCGGUCGAUCUCUCCUUGCCAAGAAAUAA
This is a messenger RNA of Cryptococcus amylolentus CBS 6039, 1602 nucleotides long. Its product is annotated as 2,3-bisphosphoglycerate-independent phosphoglycerate mutase. Gene Ontology annotation, molecular function: manganese ion binding. The record is from RefSeq and is a predicted model, not a curated record. Gene Ontology annotation, biological process: glucose catabolic process. NCBI's taxonomy places the organism in Eukaryota, Fungi, Basidiomycota, Tremellomycetes, Tremellales, Cryptococcaceae. Gene Ontology annotation, cellular component: cytoplasm. The transcript has 7 exons. Bases 1 to 1602 code for a protein of 533 amino acids.